Messenger RNA from Hemicordylus capensis (graceful crag lizard), 1362 nucleotides. RefSeq names its product vasoactive intestinal peptide (gene VIP). Gene Ontology annotation, biological process: negative regulation of smooth muscle cell proliferation; regulation of protein localization; positive regulation of protein catabolic process. Bases 357 to 977 code for a protein of 206 amino acids. The record is from RefSeq and is a predicted model, not a curated record. The transcript has 7 exons. Gene Ontology annotation, cellular component: extracellular region; perikaryon; neuron projection. NCBI's taxonomy places the organism in Eukaryota, Metazoa, Chordata, Lepidosauria, Squamata, Cordylidae. Gene Ontology annotation, molecular function: peptide hormone receptor binding; neuropeptide hormone activity.
UAGUGACGUCUCCAACAUAAUGUGAUUGCUGUUUCUGAAGCAGAAAAGUGGUCCUGUGUAUAAACCCUAUAAAAUGAGGCAGCUUGAAAGACUGCUCAGAGUGCACUGAAGAGAAAGGAAGGCAUUAGCCUAGAAAGGAGAACUGAUAAACUUCAGACCAGUAGGAGCAGUCAGAGAGAGCAGAGUGUACUCUUUCUGUGCACAUUCCCUUUCCGAUACCUGGAAAAGAAACUUGUGGAGCAGCCAACCAGCUGUGGAGGAAUUCAGCACCUAGGAGAGCUCUCUGUGCUUCUUGUGCUCCAGGGACCACCCUGUUCCGGAGGAGACAGAAUCCUCUUCCUGCUUUGUUCAAAAAGAUGGAAUACGGAAGUGGCUCCCAGCUUCUCUUCUCUUUUACACUCCUCUGUGCUCUCUGCUCUCACGUGCUUGCUUUACCACCACUGGGGACAUACUCAGCGAUGAGAUUAGGAAACAGAAUGCCAUUUGAUGGGGCAAGUGAAUCUGAGCAUGCUCAGGGCUCAUUAAAGCCUGAGGCUGACAUGUUACAAACCACAUUACCAGAGAAUGACAAGUUCUAUUUUGAUGUGUCCAGAGCCAUGGACAGAAACACAAGACAUGCCGAUGGACUUUUCACAAGUGGCUACAGUAAACUUUUGGGUCAACUCUCUGCAAGAAGAUAUCUGGAGUCCCUUAUUGGAAAACGGGUUGGAAGCAACAACAAUCCCCUUGAUGAACAGGUACCAGUCAAACGCCACUCAGAUGCUGUCUUUACUGAUAACUAUAGCCGCUUUCGAAAGCAGAUGGCUGUGAAGAAAUAUUUGAACUCGGUUUUAACUGGAAAAAGAAGUCAAGAAGAGCUAAACCCAGCCAACCUUCGAGAUGAAACAGAUUUGCUUGACCCUGCUUUCUCGGAAAACUAUGACGAUGUCACUGUAGAUGAGCUUCAGCUUCUGAACAACCUCCCAUUGAACCUCUGAAGAUGACUCAGUAAAAUAUUUCCCCACAAAAAAUAAAGACAAGAUCAAACUAUUUUUUGAGGUUCUCAUAGUAUUUCAAAGAAAUGACUUCAGUAUUUAAACCAAAACAGAUAUAUUGUGAAGUGACAUUUGUGAUAUUUUUGUUUCUUAUAUAAUAAAGUGGAUGUUUACACUGUAAAUAUUACUUUAGAGUGAUCUACCUGAAGCUGUACAUAUGUAUGCUAAUUCAACUCAUACAAAUCUUGUGAUCUCUUAUGCUGUAAAUCUGUUAUUUUGAUAACUGCAUUUCACAGAAAGGCAAGCAAUGCAGAGGAGGGGAGCAGUGUUCUCUCUAAGAGGGAUUCGCAGAUGUUGUUGACUACAACUCCCAGAAUCCCCAGCAGCA